Molecule: messenger RNA, 1932 nt
Organism: Zophobas morio
Lineage: Eukaryota; Metazoa; Arthropoda; Insecta; Coleoptera; Tenebrionidae
Product: O-acyltransferase like protein-like
Exons: 11
Coding region: 1-1932 (643 amino acids)
Molecular function (GO): acyltransferase activity, transferring groups other than amino-acyl groups
Source: RefSeq, a predicted model, not a curated record
AUGAGUAGAGACCUUGUGGUCAUUUUGUUGUUGCAAAUAUCAUUCUCUGUGUCAAAGUUUACAGAUGGAAAUUAUGACCUUACACCUGACUUGUUCCACCUUGACGAUUUCGACAAAUGCUUGUACCUCACUAAUAGUACCGACCCCGCCUACUGCUCCCUCACAGUACAGCUUCAACCCGAAAAUCCAGAAAAUGCGAGCGAAGCGUGGGACAUAAUUGAGGAAAUGAGUUCGGACAACAGGAACUAUCGUCACGAUUUGCUGCGACAUGGAAUUUGUACCUCUGGAAUAUGUUCAAGCUACCAAGGAACGAUUUCUGAGUGUUUGGACCACCACUACAAGACGAAAUAUCAAAAUUUGGGACUGGUAGGACGGGUCGAAGAAAUGCGUUGUGAAACACGUACCUCCAAGCACAAAGUAGAUGCUACAGAUCUGACCAUAAGUGUAUUUCUAGGGGUGUACGUCGCUUUCGUACUAUCAGUGACAAUUUGGUUGGAAAUUGUCAAAAAUAAGUCAAAACGUGAUACUUCGAAUAACAGAACACUAACACGAACCCAAAAAUGUCUAUCAGUGUUUUCGAUUUUUGAUAACAUGAAAAUAAUAGUCGACGUUCGACAUCAAGACAAGGAUUACAUGCCUUUUUUGCAGACAAUACGAUUUGUACUGUCCGUGCUUGUGAUAUUUGGACACGUGAAAGGCUUUGAUAAAAUCACGCCACUUUUGAACCCUGAUAGUUACGAAAAAGAAGCUAAAACAUGGUUCCAUCUAUUUUUCUCACAAGGAAAAAUUAUAGUGUCGAUUUUCUUCAUCAUAUCGUCUUGGUUGAUGGCAAUCAAAUUCUUCAGACGACUCAAAGCCGAGGGUUACGUCGACUUUGGAUACGUUCUGCGGUCGACCAUAAAACGAUACAUUAGGUUUACUUCAGGACAAAUACUUAUUGUAGCCUUGCACGGAACGCUCUUGGUUCAUUUGUUCCGUGGUCCACUUUGGGAGACCAUAAUGGGUACAGAACACCAAAUGUGUAGAGAAAACUGGUGGACAAAUUUGCUCUACGUGGGUAAUUUUGCCGUCAGCGAUGGAAUUUGCCUCAUUCAUACUUGGUCGUUGUCUGUAGACUUCCAGUUGACCGUCUUAGGACUCUUGAUUUUAUGGUUGACCCAAAAGAAACCCAGAUAUUUGUUUGUGGCGUGUGGACUGGUAAUCACCGGUCACAUAAUCAUCACGUUUGCUUACUUAUUUUCAAACAACUACAAAUUUUCAGUUCUGUUUACUCCGGAACUAACGUACUAUUUAAGAGUUCUUUUUGUCAAAGAGUGGCAAGCUACGUGGACUACGACUUGUUCGAAUUUGGCUGCACUUGGAUGUGGGUUGUGCAUUGGGUACUUUAGCACGAAAUACGACAAGGAAAAAUUUAUAACCAAAAAGGUUGACUACUUAGAGGGUUUACUAGUCACUAGAUGGUUGUUUCAGGUCUACGCAACUUUAUGGUGGGUUAUAACCACUAUUUUAGUCGUUGGUACCCCUUUAGCGUCCAUGUGUUCCAUGACCACCUGGUACUACUCCCACAGUAGAUGGUUUACUGCAGCCUAUGGGAGUACAGAUAAGGUGUUCUUCAUUUUUGGGAUUGCGAUGCUAAUUUUUGGGUUUUCGCAAGAUAUUGGAGGUGUUUUUAAAAAAUAUAUGGAGUCGGCUCCUAUGUACACUCUGGGUCAACUGUCGUUUGGUGCCUACAUUAUUCACUACACUUUUCUGAAUAUAGAAGCUGGUUUAAGAAGGACGCUGCACUACAUGUCCGAUUACUUAAUAGUUGCCGAAAUUAUGAAAAAUGUUACGUUGUCCUACCUUUCGUCUCUGAUAUUGACUGUUUUCGUGUUAUUACCAAUGGAGAGAUUGUCGAAGAUGUUAAUUGUGAAGAAAACCAAAACGGAAUAA